ACCAAGAUGGCGUCUGUGCUUUUAUUUGAUAAUUUCGGUUUCUCGUCAUCUUUUGGUCGUAAUAUUCUUGUUGGUAUCUCCAUUGGCUUGGGAAUUGGGAUAGGAAUAGGUGCUGGAAUGGCUGCUUCAAGGAAAUGGUUUUCUGCGAGAGGAGAAGACCAGAACAUCGUCGUUAAGUUUACUGAGUUGAAGGACGAAAUAAGAGAACUUCGUUGUAUAGUGGUUAGACUUGAAUUAACUCUAACCGAGGGGAAAAAUAAACGAAUUGUACCAAAGAAUGAAACACCUCCUCGAAUGACUGUGCAAAGUGACGAGGAGACAGAAGACGAAUUUUAUGAAAUGUCAGGGGAGGGAUGGGAACUUUCCUCCAGGGCUUCAGACUUUGACCAGCUCAAAGCUAUCAUCGAUGAAGUAGACCAGCUUCACUCCAAUAAUGAGACUGCAGCCAAGCAAAAAAUUCAUGGACUCCUACAGAAGUGUUUACAGAAUCAUCAAAAUUGUGAAGUUAGCUGGAGAUAUGCAAGAUCCUGUUAUGAUAUUGCAGUGAUGAAAGGGAAUAGUGGAGAUACUGAAGGGAAAAAAAACAUGUUAUAUGAAGGUAUUGCAGAGGCAGAGAAAGCAAUUGAACUGGACAAAGACAACUCAAAUGCUCACAAAUGGAUUUCUAUGUUGUCUUGGUGGCAGAGGAAAGCUGCUUCAGCAUUUGUAGCUGAGCCUCCAUCAUCAUCAGUGGAUGAAGCUCUUCAGAACUUUCAUAAGGCUGAAGAACUCCAACCGGGAUUUUGGCUGACAAAUUCGUUUUGGAUUGGAAAGUGCUACAAACAAAAUGGAGAUGUGCCUAAGGCCAAAGAAUGGUUAAAGAAAGCGCUCUCGCUCCCAGUCUCCAGUGAUGACGACAAAGAAUCAAGCGAACAAGCUCAGAAACUGCUAGUCACCCUAUAACGAAAGAUUUCAUCGGCUACAGCAUGUGCUGUCCCUUGAUUGGUCAAUGUGUGUCACGCGGUUUAUUCAAGGCCCUUCAGUGGACAUGUCGGUAAAAUUGUCCUAUUUUCUUUUCAAGAGCAAAGGUUUCAAGCUCUCUUUACUUUUGAAACAGUGUCUUUUUUAUUUCAAAUUUGAUAUUUUGUUUUCAGAGAAAAAAACCAAUACUUAAAUAUAUACUAAUUGUCUUAAGAUAAUAUUUAUCAAUAAAGAGACUGAUGGUCAGCAACGUCAUUUGUAUUUCAACAGAAUACUCUGUCUUUAAAAGACAGUGACAGCAUUAUUCAUUUCCUUCAUUAAAAUCACAAAGUUUAUCCCGGUUAUUAAGUCUCUGAGGGAAAUAAAUGAAUUUGGCGAUAAAUGGA
Messenger RNA from Stylophora pistillata, 1346 nucleotides. Its product is annotated as regulator of microtubule dynamics protein 1. Lineage: Eukaryota; Metazoa; Cnidaria; Anthozoa; Scleractinia; Pocilloporidae. Gene Ontology annotation, molecular function: microtubule binding. The record is from RefSeq and is a predicted model, not a curated record. Gene Ontology annotation, cellular component: spindle microtubule; mitotic spindle pole; mitochondrion.